UAUGGCGUGUAGUAGAAAUGUCAAUGGAGGCUCGUUCUAGUUCAGCUCUUUUUAAAAGGGCCGAACAGUUAAGGCGAUGGGAAGAAUCAGAAACUAAUCGUGAAUCUACUGUUGUUCCUGAAAAGUCCAGAAAAAUUAAGUUUUCCGCGGAUUGUGUGUUUUUAGCUGCAUGUGCAGCAGGUGACAAGGAGGAGGUUUUACGUUUGCUGGAACAAGGAGCUGUGAUUGACACAGUAAACGUUGAUGGAUUAUCUGCUUUACACCAGGCUUGUAUUGACGACAACCUAGACAUGGUUGAGUUCCUGGUGAAGCAUGGAGCAGAUGUCAACAAAGGAGACAACGAGGGGUGGACGCCUCUACAUGCUACGGCCUCUUGCGGCUUCAUCAGCAUAGCCAAGUUCCUGAUAGAGCACGGGGCCAAUGUGGCGUCAGUCAACAAUGAUGGUGAACUGCCGGUGGACAUUGCAGAGUCCGACGAAAUGGAGGAUAUGCUGCAACAACACAUAGACGAGCAAGGCAUAGACUGUGACGAGGCCCGCAACGAGGAGGAGCGUAUGAUGUUGAAGGAUGCAAGGGAGUGGUUGGCGAUGGGAGAGAUACGUGAGGAGUUACACAGCAAGACAAGAGCAUCUGCGUUACACGUGGCUGCUGCCAAGGGCUACAUCAAUGUCAUUGAACUACUGCUGCAGGCGGGUGCUGAUGUAGACACUCAGGAUGCCGACGGUUGGACUCCCCUACAUGCAGCAGCUCACUGGGGUCAGAAGGAAUCAUGUGAAAUGCUGAUUCAGCAUAUGUGCGACAUGGACACUAAAAAUCUUGUUGGUCAGACAGCCUUUGACGUGGCAGACUCAGAGAUGGUGAAGGUGCUGGAGGAACUGAGGAAAAAACAAGAAAGUUUAAGGAGAGAGAAAGGAGACCUGAUCAUCAACAAGCGGCACAGUCAGAGGAUAUUAGAAAAGGCUAAGGAGAAGGAACGACAAAUGAACGAGGAAAAUACACCUAUUGAGAUCGUGCCUCAAGUACAACUGAAGAUUCAACCAGAACCUAGUGAAGACAGCAGAGUUGAAAAGAACAACAGAGUCAACAGAGAUGAACAGACUAGGAUACAAAAUUCAACAGAAGUCGCAAAACAAGUUCCUAUUACACCAGCUCCCAGUUCUCCACCCAAGCAAGGCACAGCGGAGAAUGAUGACUCAGUGACUCCUUCUUGGAGGCGACCAGGCUCCUUCAGAAGUAGAGGCGGAGGAGAUUUAUCUAACAAGACACUACCUCUGAGGAUAGGUGAGAAUGAGCCAGCAGAGAAGAUAACCUCUCCUACAGGACCUCCCCGAGUCAUCGCUCCGGAGGAGAAGGACAAGGAGAUCGGUCUGAGGCGCACACAGAGCUUCGAGGCGGACGAAAAGUUCUACCGCCGCUACCUGGAGCUGAGAGCCAAGAUCAAUGCAGGGACGUCGUGUCCCACGCUGCAUCCCCCGCACACCCCCGGUCGCACCCCCACACGCUCCGCCUCGCUCAAAGAGAAGUGCUUCCCGAGGAGGGGAUUGGUGCGAGAGGACACUCGGUUGCCACUUCCCCCCUCCACCCCAGCUCUAGUCAUCCCUCCCACCUCUACAACAACCUCCCCCUCGGCUACUACCCCUACUUCCUCUCCCUCGUCAGCUCCGUCCACACCUACGUCAACGUCCAGCCCACAAUCUCAUCCUAGCAUACGCAGCGGUGUAAUGGCCAUGAUCACCGGAAGCCCUUUGCAGACCCCUACCACUCCUACAACUCCCGGGGGUAGCAAAUUAAGUCCCGGAAACAUCUUUAAAAAUUUCUUCAAAUCGUUCGUGCCGCCGGUGCGAGACGAGGAGAGUGAAACACAGCGUAAGGCGCACGCCAAGCGAGUGAGGGAAACACGGCGGUCGACGCAAGGAGUGACACUGGAGGAGAUCAAAUCUGCAGAACAACUGGUGAAGAAGAAGCAACAACAACAGCUGCAGCAGGCAACUCAACAACUGAGCGGCAGCGAUCAGUCGCCGGACAGUGAAGAGCCGCUACACAUAACUGCCACAAUCACGACGGCGGAACCUACAGUGGCACAGUCGGGCGAGCGCCGGCCCUCGUGGCGCCUCCGUGUAGACAACGGCAGCAAGUUCAUGUUGGAAGACGCAAGAACAGAGCCGAGCAGAGCGUCCGCCCCCGCACUGGAGGCAGCUCUGCGACGCCCCUCGGUCACCACUACCCCUCGCCCUGCCUCAGACCCUGCGGAUACAUCCGUCACACUGCCACUGAGACGACCCUCUCGUCCACCUGAUGACAAAGAUCAAGACAAGGAAAACGACAUCAGGAACGCUCAGGCAACCCAGGCUGUGAUCCAGCGAAGAAGAAGACCCAAGAGAAGAUCAACAGGAGUGGUCCAUGUUGACAUGGAUGAGAUUGAUCCUGACAGACAGGACAAUGCUGGUGGAGUCGAUGGUGAAGACGUUCAUGUCAACAAUACAGAGAGUGGAACCGAGAGGUCAGGCAGAUCUUCAAGGCUAAGUUCAUCAACCGAUGGUGAAGCAACUGCCAAUGGAGAGAUUGAUUAUAAGAAGCUUUAUGAAGAAUCUCAGCAAGAAAAUGAAAGGUUAAGGGAGAAAUUGAAAAAAACAGAAGAAGAUCUCAAGGAAUCCAAAACGCAAGCAGAAAAAAAUGCUUCUCCUGGAAAAAAUUCCAUGUCAGAAAUGGAAAAGCGUGAAAGGCGAGCUUUGGAGAGGAAGCUUUCCGAAAUGGAAGAAGAACUCAAGCAAUUACAAAAGCUCAAAGCAGAAAACGAAAGAUUGCGAGCGGAAAACCGAGCGUUGACUCGUGUUGUGUCCAAACUUACUGCCUCUGCGAAUGUCGGCAAAUAGCUAAUUGAAAAGCUGAAAUGUGAAAAUCAGAAGCUGAAGGAUGAGAAUGGAGCUUUAAUAAGGGUGAUCAGCAAGUUAUCCAAGUGAUGGGUGGUACCAACACGACAACUCGUAUUUUCCCUUUGCUCGGUUUUAUUUAUUUAUUAUAGUCUAAUUGCUAUUAUGUUUAUUGAAUACCUGGCAUCGUUCGGGCCGGUUAGGUCCAUGGCCGUUACCAAACGUUGUAUAUAGUUUCCUAUGAGAGUUUAGUACUACAUACAUGUAUACAUUUGUUUAUUAAUUUUUAUAUAAAAAUUAUUACAUAAGGCCAGUGACUACCACAGUGUCUUCAUAUCAGUGUGAUAUAAAAUAUCACAAACCAAAACAAUUAAUUGGUUCGUUAGUCAAAGAUUAGAGGAAAAACUACGUAUUAAUUCUGUGAUUUUAAAAGUAGUGUAUGAUUAACAAUGAAAAAUUCAGUUAUUGGCUUGAAGCAUUUCACCAGCAUUUAAAUAUUUAACUAGCUUUAAUUCAAAUUUUAAAUCAUUCCUGUAGCUCUCUGUAGAAUUAUGGUAUGAUUAACUGGUCAAAAUAUAAACACAUUAGCUUUGAUAAAAUAUCAUUUAUGAAUCUAUUCUAUUAAAAAUGUUUAUUAUGUUUUUUGCUCCUUAACUGGUUGAUGAUCACACAAAAAAUGAACAGCUAUAUUGAAAAGAGAUGGAGUUUCCAAUUUUUCAUUAUUAAUUCAAUUAUAUAUUUUGAGCAGAAAGCAAAAUUUGAAAUACUAUUCUCCAAAAACUUUGUUCUGGGUUCAACAUAACAUGUUUUUAUUGUUUUUACUAGUCCUCUGUAUUAUUUGGAUUAAAUAAGUAGUGUUAUAAUAGCCUUAACUAUCUACAUUGAAAAAAUAUAAUUACAAACUAGCAAACUACCUUCACACUCACUGAUCUUGUUAAAAUACAUUGGAAACCAACAAGAGACGUUGAUUGUGAAGCUUUGGUGAUUUUAUCAUCUUAAUAGUUUUCUCUUCCACAUACAAUGUGCACUUUAACAGAGACUAUACAAAUUACUAUUUCAAGCUAACUACACAAUUUUGAACAGUGACAUAUCCCAAUAUCUUUAAAAACUAUUUUUUUAAGGUCUAAUUUUUAUUUUUGAUCUAUAAGUUCAUGGUACUAGGUACUUGAGAUUUCCCUCCAAGCGACUUCAUAAGAACAUCACUGAAGUAUCAGUUGUAUAUAAGUGAAAAAUAACAUGUAUAGUUCUUUAGCUGUUUUACAUAUCAGAAUAUUAAACUAACAUCUUCAUAAUUUAAAAGUUCAACUUAUUCUUCACACUUAAAUAUUUCUAAAUUAUAGCCCAUUGCAUGAAAGUUAGGUGUCGUCCAUAAAAUGUGGUUGUUGAAUUUUGAUAGACCUGAUCAAUUUUUGUAAAUAAUAGCAUUGUGCACAAUCUUCCAAUAACAUUGAAUAAUAUGUUUAGUACAUUUUAAACGUAUGGACAAUAAGGUUUAUCUUUAUAACCAAGUAUCAGCCUAAAAUAUUAGUUUCAUCUGUUACUGGUAUCUAUUUAAAAAAUGUAUAAACGUACAUUUUGUUAUUAUCCAAAAUUUAUUUAAUGUGAAACUAUAAUUUAAAUCUCUUUAUGUUAUAGAACAGGGAACACCAGCAAAUAAACAUUUAUUGCAUGUUAUGAAAAUGAGGAGCAAAAACUAGGUUUUAGUGUUAAAACACAGCAGCUAGUAGGAACAAGAGUAAAAUGACAGAACAUGGGUAAUAAUUAUGGUUUAAUUUAUUCUAUACAAUAGUUUUAUUAUUUCGUUAAAUUAUUCUGUGUUUGUAUUCGUUUUAUUUUUCAUUUUAAGCUUUUGUGUGUAUUUGUAGGUCCAAAGUAAAUGUUUAUUUUCUAGUCCUUAGGUUUUAUACCUGUUCGAUUGUAGAUAGAUACAACAGUUAAGACUAUUUGGGGUUAUGAGGGACUUUUUUUGUACAUCUUAGUGCAAUACUCGUCUUAAAACUAUUGUUAAACUUGUAUAGCAAGUUUGCAAAUAGCACUCGUUAAAACAUUUCACACCAUUUUAAUAAAUUCUUGUACAAAUAGAUGUCUGAUAUUUAAAUUCUUUACUGUUGUAUUUCUGCCGGUUAUCUUUUUUUACACCGGUAUCUUUUAAGGUUAAAACGAUGUGCCUUUUGCUUCAUAUAAGUUGAAAACUCUUUGUCUAUAUUAUUGUAUAUCUUGUAAAAUUAAGAGUUUUAGUAAAUUUUAUGUGGCUUUGUUAUUUCAAUAUGCAAAUAAAAGUCGAGAUUUGUUUAA
Messenger RNA from Macrosteles quadrilineatus (aster leafhopper), 5165 nucleotides. RefSeq names its product protein phosphatase 1 regulatory subunit 12B-like. Gene Ontology annotation, cellular component: cytoplasm. Gene Ontology annotation, biological process: signal transduction. The record is from RefSeq and is a predicted model, not a curated record. The transcript has 23 exons. Lineage: Eukaryota; Metazoa; Arthropoda; Insecta; Hemiptera; Cicadellidae. The coding region runs from base 18 to 2873 and encodes 951 amino acids. Gene Ontology annotation, molecular function: enzyme inhibitor activity; protein kinase binding; phosphatase regulator activity.